Molecule: messenger RNA, 299 nt
Organism: Didymodactylos carnosus
Lineage: Eukaryota; Metazoa; Rotifera; Eurotatoria; Philodinida; Philodinidae
Source: the annotation of a GenBank genome assembly
AUGUCUACAUCAUAUCAUCAUCAAGUAUCGUCCCGUCAUUAUCAAACAUCGUCUCGCCCCUAUGUAUCGCCACUAGUCCGGCUCGAGCGACGUAACCUUCGAUUUCAACCAAAGAAAGUUAAAUUGGAACAACAGUUAGCACAACAAUGUGCCCAGGGCGAACUAACACCACUUCGUCAACCGGUUGGAUUUGCAUGUCAUUUCAUUCAUCGUAAUACCAAUAUUCACACCAUCAACAAAUUAAUCGAUGCAGCACAAACGACAACACACUUUACCAUCGACACCGAAAAUGACAUAUU